Molecule: messenger RNA, 8158 nt
Organism: Anguilla anguilla (European eel)
Lineage: Eukaryota; Metazoa; Chordata; Actinopteri; Anguilliformes; Anguillidae
Gene: samd4a
Product: sterile alpha motif domain containing 4A
Exons: 13
Coding region: 730-2787 (685 amino acids)
Biological process (GO): negative regulation of translation; nuclear-transcribed mRNA poly(A) tail shortening; regulation of mRNA stability
Cellular component (GO): P-body
Molecular function (GO): translation repressor activity; protein binding; mRNA binding
Source: RefSeq, a predicted model, not a curated record
ACUUGCUAAUCCCUGUCAGUCGUCUCCGUAGGAUAGGCAAUGUGAUCUGUCCCUAACUCCAUUCUCUAUUUUUGUGCUUCCCUGUGCUGCCAAGCCCCUGACGUAAUGCUUCGUGUUAAUUAUUAGCAUGUGGGAAGCAAUGCCGAGACUCUCCUCCGGUUAAACAAGAGUAACAGAAGGGAGCAAAGUUAGUCAAGAUGGCAAAACACACAGAUCCGGAGUGAAGGGGCACCGCUCCCCAAAAUUUUGAAUUCUGUUGCGCCCCGUUCAGCGAUCACUACCACCGAUGAAACCGUUCUUGGAAAGGUCUAAGGUGUUCCCCGCGGGACAUGACUACGACAGAAACGCUAGUGUGACGCUCUAAUCGCGGGGGGAAAGCCGAGUCUCCUUCCCACAAGGUAAACAAGACAAGGGCCAAGAGAAGGAAGCGCAUCGAGGCGGACACUUUGCCACGUUCCUUCUUUUUGAAAUCCACAAGGACAAGAUGCUGAUGAUGAAGAAGAGGAGAUGCUGAAGCAUCUGUAUUUUCCGUAACAAAAAAAAAAAGAAACAAACAAGUGAACGUAACCCUCAUGCAAAAGCCAUUGCUGGUACAGCACAGCGUGAGAAGACAGAAAGGCACAGCGUUGGGUUUUGGGCGAAGCGGCGGCGAGAUCUCCGCGUUUGACGAGCGUCGCCGGGGUGCCCCAUCGGCCGGUUUCUAGUCCCCUGGUGCCCCUCCUCCAGAUCAUGAUGUUUCGCGACCAGGUGGGCGUCCUGGCCAGCUGGUUCAAGGGGUGGAACGAGUGCGAGCAGACGGUGGCCCUCCUCUCGCUGCUGAAGCACGUGAGCCGGACCCAGGCCCGCUUCCUCCAGCUCUGCCUGGAGCACUCCCUCGCCGAGUGCACCGAGCUGCACGUGCUGGAGGGGGAGGCCAACAACCCGGUGGUUAUCAGCCAGUGGCAGAGUGAGCCCAAGGAGAGGGUCAUCUCCCUGGUCCUGACCCACCUCCCGCUGCUGAAGCCCGGGAACAUGGAGGCCAAGGGGGAGUACAUGCGCCUCCUGCCCAAGAUCCUGGCGCACACCAUCGAGCACGGGCGCCACCUGGAGGAGAGCCGGCAGCUGCUGUCCUACGCCCUGAUCCACCCCGCCACCUCGCAGGACGACCGGGCCGCCCUCGCCCUGUGGCUCACCCACCUGGAGGAGCGGGCGGCGGCCCGCGGGGCCGGGGACUCCCUGGAGCGGGCGCCCACGCCCCACCACCAGCACGCCCACCUCUACCCCCACCACCAGCGCUACGGCUCGGACGACCGGCUCAACGGCUGGCAGAGCUCCCGCGACUCGGGCCUGGGCGGCUGGCACCACCAGCCGGGCUGCGAGAACGGGCACCUGUCCCUCUACCCCUCCUCCUCCGUCCCCUCCACCAUCAACACCGUGGGCAUCGGCAGCGGGACCAACACCAUCGUGCCCGGAGGGCAGCACAGCCCCCUGAAGCGCUCCGUGUCCCUGACCCCCCCCAUGAGCGGCUCCGGCAGCCAGCCCCUGGGCCACGGCUGGCUGUCCCAGGAGGACCUGCGGGGGCGGGGGCCGGCCCCGGACCACGCGCCCCUCUCCCCCCAGAGCAGUGUGGCGUCCUCGGGCAGCGGGGGCAGCGAGCACCUGGAGGAGGGCCCCGGGCCCGGCGGGAUGGCGCACCGCAGCACAUUCCACGAGGAGGGCAGCGGCAUGAGGGAUGUUCCGGCGUGGCUGAAGAGUCUCCGCCUCCACAAGUACGCGGCCCUCUUCUCGACGAUGACCUACGACGAGAUGAUGUCACUGACCGAGCAGCAGCUGGAAUCCCGGAGCGUCACCAAAGGGGCCAGGCACAAGAUCGUCAUCAGCAUUCAGAAGCUGAAGGAACGGCAGAACGUCCUGCGCAGCUUGGAGAAGGACGUCCUGGAGGGGGGCAACUUGCGCACCCCGCUGCAGGAGCUCCACCAGAUGAUCCUGACGCCCAUCAAGGCCUGCAGCAGCGAGGAGUCGGGGCAGCGCCCCCUGCUGGCCAGCGACGGGAAGGGGAGCGUCCCCGGCGCGCACAUGGGGGAGGCGGAGUCGGGGGCGGCGGUCAUCGCCGAGGGGGACAUCCCCGCCCAGUUCACUCGCGUCAUGGGCAAAGUUUGCACACAGCUCCUCGUCUCUAGGCCAGAUGAAGAGAACAUUAGCUCCUACCUGCAGCUCAUCGAUAAGUGCCUGAUCCAUGAGGCUUUCACAGAGACACAGAAGAAGCGGCUGUUGUCAUGGAAACAGCAGGUGCAGAAGCUGUUCCGUUCGUUUCCGAGGAAAACCCUCUUCGACAUGGCGGGAUACAGGCCGCAGAGAAGCAGCCGUGGUUUCAGCCAGUCCAACUCCCUCCCCACCUCCAGCUGCGUGGGCAGCUCGGUGUCGGCCCGGCGGAACCUGCGGCACUUCCAGAUGCCGUCGCGGAGCCUGCCCGGCGUGAGGCACAACCUGCUGGGCACCACGGGCCUCCUGGGACCAACGCCGCGUAGCGCCAGCAGCACGCCCACGGGCCUGAAGCAGGGCCGGCAGGGCCUGUGGUUUGCCAACCCCGGGGGCAGCAACAGCAUGCCCAGCCGAACACACAGCUCGGUGCAGAGGACCCGCUCGCUGCCCGUCCACACCACGCCCCACACCAUGGUCAUGUUCCAGCAGUCAGAUAUACAGGUGGCCGUGACUGAACCAGACAUCAACAAUCGUCUUGAGUCUCUGUGUCUGAGCAUGACUGAGCACGCUUUGGGAGACGGGGUUGACCGGACAUCGACCAUCUGAGCCUGGAGUGAGGAGACCUGGGGAGAGAAGGCUGGCCAGGAGACCAGGGGAAAGGUCGCCCCGAGGUCACCAGGGUCUUCCUGCCUGCCCCUCUGUUCCCAAGCAGCCAAUAGGAGGAGAGGGGCGGAGGGAGUGCCCCCCCCCCCCCCCCCCAAAAAAAAGCUUGUUGCCAUUUCACAAAAAGGCUCCACAUAGGCAUGUGUCAUCAGUAUGAAACACGCGCCCGCUAUUUUUAGUGAACUAAACAAAAACACUAAAAAGACAUGUUUACAAGUAUCAGGGGGUUUAGAAAAAAAUGGAGAAGGGGAAAAAAAAACCUACACAAUACAAGGGAGAGACGAUAAAGGUCCUCCCUGUAAACGGGACUGUGUUGGAGGAAAGAGAAACCAAAGAGAAAGGCUCCCCCAAAGAGCUUUCACAGGGUCUCCGUGGCUGCGACCCUGAGCAGAGCGGCUAACUCCCAAGAGCGGUCGGCCGUUCUCUGGCCAGAAAGGAGGGGUGGGCAUUAGGGCUGCGAUGAACCCCCCCCCCCCCCCCAAAUCACAAAACGGCGCUCCCUGAUUGGGCUCGCCCUCAACCACGCCCAUCAACGUCAAAAUGGAGCCACCCUCUUGUCCAAAAAAACAGACAAACACACAAACAAUCAAAAAAAAAAAAAACAAACAAACAGACAAAUUCCACAAAAGCGCUUAGUUUGUUUGCUUUGUCGAUUGUUCAUUUGCUUUUUUAGGAAGGACAGUUUGGGAGAAGCUUUGCUUUGUACAGACGAUUGGGAAGAAACCAGUCAUCCAUGUAUGUAUUGUUUACAUAAAAUGCUACUAUUGAGGGUACCGAAACAUAAAUUUCAGGUAUGAAUGUUAUAAUUUUUCUAAGCAAUGGCAUAGUAUGUGCUCAUAGCUUUUUUUUUUUCCUUACAUUAGUUAUCGCCACAGUUUACAUGUAUGUUUUGCCUACCAGUAGAGAAGCUGAGAGGAAAGUUUCAUGUUGCAGGGAUUGAUGGGAAGUGAGUCAAAGAGGGUUAUGAGGACGAUGAAGAGUAAGAGGAGCGGAAAAGGGAAGUUAAAAGAGUACGGAGCCUGUGAGGAGGAUGUGAAAGGAAAGGAAACUGAGGUUUAUAUUUUUAUCCAGAACGGCCACUUUGAUCUGUAGUCAUAAGCACAUUUCACUUCCGGAAUCAGAAUGGCGGGAGGCUAGUCGUUUCAGGACAGGUUCUUUGAGCUUAGAAGCAGGUAUACGCCUUAAAAAUAGUUCUGAAAUGCUUGUUUUUUUGUCCUGUAGGUGCUUUGGUUCUGUAUAUCCGCUGUGUGCUUGCUGGGGAGAGCCGUACCUCGACCGUCUCUGUGAUUGCCGUUCCUAUUCGCUGCGAUCUUUAAUGAUACGUAGUGUGCGAUGUGUAAGGCUACGCAAUCCUUCGAUGGUAUGGAGUCGUGGUGGACCUGUGCUUGUCAUUAGCAGUGAGGCUUGGAGUUUUUAGCGCAGAGGAUAUGCAAGGGUGUGCAGUUGGUAUCUGUGUCUAGAGAGAUUUUAAGUUGGUAAGCGUUCCGUUGAGUAGAGCAGUUGUAGAUGGAUAUGAGGCAAGUUACUGUAAAAAAAAUCUUUGCUGAUUACAUUGGGGCAGAUAAACUGAUUAAUAUUCUCAUAUGUGAGGAAUACAGAUGGGAGAAGUGCUAUGUAGGCUGAUUGAUAUGAUGCUGAGAUGCUAAGAAUGUUUUUUUUUCUUCUUCUUCUUUUAUUUGGGUUCCAGCAUCAGUGAAGUCAGAUUAUUACAGCUCCAUGAAACUAUGUGAAUAAUUUCACUGUAAAUGUUAACAUUGGGUUUUAGUUCCACCUGGUGGCCAAAUACAGUAUAGUGCGGUUGCACAUUUUUAAAAUGAAUUAUUUUAAUGCUUUUAGAAAUAAAGCUUGACUUAUGUUCUUUUAAUUGCCAGUUUUGUCUUAAUUCAAAGCAUUAGUCAAUUUUAUUGAAUUAGAAAUAGCCUUAUAUUAUUAAAGGUUUUUAUUUUACGAUAAGCUCUUCAGUUUUGUAUAUGUUGUCACUUUUAACAGGAGCUGCAUUACUUUCACACUUAAGAAUUAUGGAUUUCUGUUUGCUAUCUGGAAAGGGUUUAUACUUAUAAGUUAAACAUUUUAGCUGGUGUUUCUUAUACAUGAAUUCAAUGUUCUAUUUUAGACGUUGAAAUUUUGUGUUUAAAGUUUGUGCUUAAAGUCACCAUGUAUUUUUUUCAUGCACUUGAUGCACUGAUAUUUUAGUGAAAAUAUCAAAAUCAAUGGCAACGUUGACAUUGUCUGGAAGUUAUAAAGGUGGGACUGGGAGCGAAGCUGUCUUCGGGCCUCAGGCCUGUGUCUGGUACCGCAGUCUCGGUAGUAUGAUAGCCUGCGCAAGUUCGCGGUUUUCGCUUGCAUAAACCAUCCCUGUUCACACUUCACCUCCUACCCUGCACACGCUUUUUGCGUUUUACCGUCUUUUUAAAGGAGGGUGCUUCUUCAGUGAGCAUUCACUUCAGCCAAAUCUGUCCAAAGACCUGCGUCCAAAGGAAAUCGACAGAGUCGAUGUAUGUUCUUGACGUGCCGGUCGUGCAGAGGGGUACUCCCCAUCUUUAGCAACAGAAAAUCGAAAUUAAAAUAAUAGUACCGGAGUGUGAGGGAUCAGGAGGGGCUGUGGUCUUGUCACAUGAUGCAGUCAUGUGACGUGCAGUUGUGUUGGCAUACGACAGAUCUUCCAUGGAAAAGCCCCGCCCCCACGCGCUGCUCGUACCAUGUUACACCUUGCAAUGGAAAACGUUAACUAACGCUGUCUGAGUUGAGAGGUGUAACGCUAGUUUUGGCUGUGUGUGAAUGAGAGAUGAACAGAUUGUGAAAAGGCAGUUUUCUUCCUCUUUGAAUAGGUUGGAACUUAAAGGUUUCAUUAGAGUUGUCAGAGAUAGAAAGAUAUUUUGUAACCACCCCUCCUUCCCUUCCCCCCAACAAGCUAGUGCCUCAUGCGACUUGGUGACAAAAAAUUGUGUAACUCAUGUUAACUUGGUCAGCAACAAAAGUGGUAUAGCUAGUAAACAUUAAGUGGCAUUAAAUGGGUUUUUGUUUUUUGUUUUUACGCUGUUGCUUCCUAAAUAGAUUUUAAUUUGAAUUAAAGCCACUUAAUGUCACUGCCAUAUGAAUAAAUACUAUUUGCAGAUUCAGAGCAUUAUUUAUUCUUUUUUAUAUUACUGUUGCAGAGGUGAUUAUUGUAUUCAUCAUUUAGAUGUAUUAUUUAAGAUACUGUAUGUAUUAACUUGCUAUGGCUGGUGACCAUAAGUACAUCUCAAAUAUUAACAUAGUUAUUUUUUGUUUGUUUGUUUAUUUUGAACUAUAAUCGCCUAUUUUCUUUGGUAGUAAAAGACAUAUCAGUUUUUCUAGGGGUAUUUUUUGUGCUUUCUGUUGAUUUUAUUGAUACUUAUAUCCCAGAAACCCAGAGCCCAGAAUGCCUAUAAUAGUGAGAGCAGGAGAUGAUUUCCUAAGGAGUCUGUCUGAGACACAGGUAGGGAUCGGAGAGCGUGCUGAUGAUGCGGCUUUAAGAAAGCAGCGGCACUCUCCACAACUCAGUUUAGUGCUGCGUGGUCAGCUAAAUGUUGAAUGAACACGUACCGGCAAAGCCUUUCCGUCUUCCCAAAGCAGCGUCUACAUCGCGAACAACCGAAAACUACUUUUUAAUCGAAGUUUUUUAUGAUCCCGUCACCUGGAACUGCGCGAGUGCGCGUGCCAAAGCCACGGGAAAUGACUAAGGAAGAGAAGACGGGGCGCGACAGGGGCAGCUCAGACCAGGACAGCGGUGGCUGUCGGAGACGGUUCGGGCGCUGGCUCCGGCGGCAGGACAGUGUGCAGGAACAGGACUGAAGAAGCAGCUGCUUACCGGGACUGUUUGUAAACUAUAAAGAAGCGAGAGGCCGGCGCGCGCACGUGAACCGUCCGCGGGAAUCUGGGGCCUCCCCUGGAGCUGCACUCUCUCUAUGGGACUCUGAUAGCGCAUUCAGCUCGAGGGCUUCCGGAUAUGAGUGUAACUGUAAACCUGCAGUAUUAACAGCAUAAUGCUACCUUGAUAUUCCAAAUUCAUCUUUUUUGUGUAAAUGAAGAUUAUAUAAUUUGUUUUUUUUGUUGUUUUUUUUCUAAAGCUUUUAUUCUUUUACUCUGUAUGGUUUGUAGGCUCUGCACAACUGUUUGCGUCAUUAUACAGUGACACUUCUGCAAACAUAGCAUUCAUACUGUAAUGAUAUAUUACCGCUUUACUGUGCGCCUUUUUUUUUGUUUUGUUUAGUUUUUUUUUUUUUUUGGUUAAUCUCAAGAGCCGGUGUCCUGUAUUGACUGCAGGCUUACAUAUAUAUUUGAGACAAAAUGGUGUAUGUUUGGAAAAAAAAAUGUAAAAGACAAAAAAUGGCAAAAAAAUUUAAAAGUUAAAAAAGGUAAUUUAUAUUUUAGAAAUGCAUGCUAAAGGCUGGAAAGUCAUAUCUAGAAUAACAAAUGGCAGUGCCUUUUUUUGUACCCAGACAUUUACCCAUUCUGUAAAUGAUUUUGUAUGGACUUUGAAAAUAAUGCAAAACUGGUGAUUACAGUGGUGUUAGGCGGUGGCAGUAGCGGAAUCAUGCAUAAUGCAUAUAAGGCAUUUGAUGACAUUUACAAAACUGUUACAGGCAAAGAAAAGUUGAACACUUUCUGUUGCUGGCAGUGUGCUGCCAGCUUUUGUCGUUAUCGUAUUCUGUAGGUACUCAUUGCUGAUGAUGUCAUGAACAUAUCUGUCUAUACAACAAACAGAUGUACAUAUGUGUGUGAAUGCUUGUGUGUGUGUCUUUGUAACUUUGUACAUACGUCUUCUCAAAAGAGUGUCCCAGUAUGCUGCGUCGUUGUGCGGACUUGUUUCCAGGCCUGCUACACGUUUUAGUCGAGGGAGAGAAAAGUCAGUGACUCGGUUCAAUUCUCGAUUGCUAUUUUCAAACUGUUUGUCCAUCAUACCCAUCAUCAGACUGUGUGUAGGUUUUUUAUAUUCAGCUUUAAGUACCCAUUUGUAUCAGACCAGAAAAUUCCAGGAAUUCCGCUCCAUCAAUGUUCCAUCCAAUUUCAUGCGUAAGUAGAACUUGCACAGUUGUUGCAAUGCCAGUGGAAAGCACCCUGGCAUUAGCUCAAGCCCAAAUUUUCCUAUGGGAUUUCUGCUUUUGCAUUUGUGUAUUUGGAAUACUCUUGGGAGAGAGAGAAUGCUGUAUGUGUUUUGAAUGACAGCACAAUGUGUGUGUGUGUGUGUGUGAUUGAUGUGUGAAUGAAUGUUUUUGUGGGGUCUGUGUUGAGCGCUUGACGUCUAUGUGACAACCACAGACAAAAAAGUAUUAAAGAAUAACAUUUAAACAGG